This is a messenger RNA of Stylonychia lemnae, 1065 nucleotides long. NCBI's taxonomy places the organism in Eukaryota, Ciliophora, Spirotrichea, Sporadotrichida, Oxytrichidae. The record is from the annotation of a GenBank genome assembly.
AUGUCAUCUCAUUAGCAUAACCCCUUGAUAUCUACUCCACCAAACGAUGAGAAUGCAUUUCAUACCUAAAAUUCUUUGAAUCUUCCAACAAGUUUUCCCUCUUCAUAAACCAAUAGUUAAUCUGAGAGGCAAACUCUACUGAUUUAACAAAGUUAGCCACUGAAUAAAACAGAAUUGCUAAGAUGGUUAUCCUAGGAAAUCAAUAUUUAAGUCAACAACAUACAGAGAGUUUCUUCUGGUACUUUGAUUAUACUACUUUUUGUUAAGAUAUUUUAAAAUGAUGUUCAAACUCUAUAAGCAAUCCAUAAAUCUGCAAAUAUAAAAGCGAAGGCAGAGAUAGAAAGUUUAACGAACUUUAAGUUCAUCUUCAAACUUUUGUAGGAGUAGAUUUCCUAAGCUGGAGUUAAUUGGAUAGGCUCUCUUAAUGGAAAGCCAAGUGCUCAAGUUGACUUUAUGAACAAAUUAAUCAAAGGUAAAGUUAACGAACUAGUAGAAAUCCUUUAGAUAGUCAAGAAGUUUUACGAUGGGUUCAAACCAAUCAUAGUAAACAAUAAUAAUCAUGCCUAGUGCCAAAAAAUUGUUACACAAAUGUUUGAUGAUGCUUAAAUUAUGGGUAUCGAUAAUAAGAAAUCAGCUUUUUAAGACUCAACUAAUUUUACUAGAUCUCAAUACUCAAGUAAUGCUGGAGGAUAUCAAUACAAAUCUAUAAUUACUGAUUACUCAUAGUCAAACACCUAGAACAAUUAAAGUAGCUGUAACAAUGUAUUAUAAUUUGAAAAACUUCUUACUAGAUCUUACCAAGUUCAAAAUGAUUUGGAAUCUCUAAUCCAAGAUAAUUAAGAGCUUAGAAAGUUAAAUGUUGUUUAAUAGGUAAGAACGAAAGCAGCUGAAAAGGAAAGAGAUUUUUACUUUGGCAAAUUGAGAGAUAUUGAACUACUACUGACAUAAGAGGAAGGAUUAGCAUAAAAGGAGCCUGAGGAGAGAAUGAGGGCUAUAGUAAAGAUAUUAUAUGCCAAAGAAGAUGAAAAUAUAGAAGUAGAUGAAGAUGGAAAUAUAAUUGUCUGA